CUGCCUUGCCCUUGCCUUCCCAAUAAAACACUUAUAGCUACUUGCUUUGAAUCUCGUGAGAUAUCCUCGACUUUCUGGCUUUCUUCCUGAGAGCCUUACAAGAUGCCCUCCAAGCAGUCCUCUAAGAAGAAGGUGCAGGACGUUGCGCCUCCGAAAAAACAAGGGAAUCCGUUCACGAAGCAGUCGCCGACUAUGGCAAUGGUAGUCCAUUUGAAUGAUUCAAGUAGUGGUGAUGUGUGCUCUAAUCUUCAACUAUCUUGCAGACCAAAACAUCUAGCAUUUACUUUCGCUUAUCUUGAUUUGAUACAUAUUGAUUGAUAAUUCAUAGAUCUAAAUGCCUUCAUCUAUGUAUACGCUCCUAGGUAGUAAGUCAAGUCUGUGCACUAGUUUUGCUUCAACCUAGGUAGAUGGGUUUGAGUUUAUCUCUCCGCUGCUAAAUCUAAAUGAUUUAGAUUUGAGAACUGGAAUAGCAUAACUGUACUUAUUCAAAUUGUAACUCCUUCUUUCAUGACGUGGGAAACAGUUUUAGACUAUAUUAAUCUAUCAGGACGAGUAGAUCAACAGAAGUCCAUAUGUAGUUCGGUAUCUAUGGGAGCCACACACAAGGGCAGCCGACUCCAUGUCAUGUGUAGGAGCCGGCAUGGCGAUUGCGGCUCUGCGUGGGCACUUGAGGUAGGAGGGCAAAGGCGGGUUUCUUUUGGUUGGAUUGUGUGAGGCCAAGGGUUGCUUGGAUCAUCUUUCGGCUGCUCUAGGUAGCUGGCGACACGGUGUUAUCCAUGAACAGUAAGGCUCUUUGGUUCCUUGUUCGGAUUCGGCUUCGUGUUGUUCAGGGACAGGGUCAUCUUCGUGCGUUGUUCCUAGUGCUGUUGGAACUCGUGGAAUGUGGGGCCAGUCGUUUCUUAUUUCAUGUCUUUCCGUAGCAGUAGUAGUUUCAAUGCCUCCUCUUAACUAUUCUAAAUUUCUAAACCGUACUCAGCCUCAGCGCUUUUUCUAAGUAUCUAAAACUAACCUUUUCUUUCUAAAUUAAUUCUUAAGUCUAAGUCUCGCUGUGGAUGUCUCAACUUUUGAUCUACUAAUCGAUAAACAUCUUAGCUUCUCCUUCUCCCUCUCUAACACUUACACCAAAACUGCUACGGUGGUAGCAUCCCUGGGACUGAGCAAUGAGACCGGCAUUGUUGCGGCGCGCAAUUUCAUCCUCCGAGUCGUGAAGGAGAACCCCGCUGGCAAGUGCUCUGAGAUCGUGAAAAAGGUGCAGAACGAUCGCAAAAUCGUGGGCUUGAAGGUUGAGAGAACAAAGGAUGAGGAACUGUGGCAUUUGGGCAAGCGGAUCGACGUGCAAUGUGGCAAGGUCAUCAGCAAAGUCGUGGACUUGACGAACGUUCCGAUCAGUCGCCUUCUUGGGGAGAUCGCGGCACUUUCUUUUCAUUCCAUAAGUCAUAGUUGUGUUGUAAUUUAGAUUUAUGACGUUGUGGCUUUUGUGAUCGUGUUUGUUCGACAUGACUGCGACUUGCGUAUGACAUGAGUUUUAGACUUUUAGGAAAUUUUGAACACACUCUUCCUUCCUCUUUAAUCUCAUGAAGAUUGAUUUUGCUUCGUCUACAAUUUUAAACUUUCUCUUCCACAGGUGGACUUCUCGGGAAAGUACGAGCACAGCGGGGAAAUUAUCUACGAAGCUUCUGCGAUGUCCGUUGCGUUGUUUUAUGGAAGGUUUAGAGCUUCUUGA
This is a messenger RNA of Amoebophrya sp. A25, 1723 nucleotides long. NCBI's taxonomy places the organism in Eukaryota, Dinophyceae, Syndiniales, Amoebophryaceae. The record is from the annotation of a GenBank genome assembly.